AUGCGAUUCAGCAACAUAUCUCAUCUGUCGAAUGAGGACCAAGCUUUCAUCUCUCGGUAUGGAUGCGGACCAAGUCUACCGGUACCCCAUGAGACCGUACACGGAGCAUUUGAGAGCAUCGUGGACUUACACCCCUCAAUACUCGCCGCUAUCCAUGGUGACCGUAAAAUCACGUAUCAUCAGCUUGAUCUCGCGGCCAACCGCCUCGCCCAUCACCUCAUCACUUCGGGGCUCAGACCAAAGCAACGAGUAUGCCUUGUGGUCCAACGGUCUUUGGAAAUGCUUAUCGGUCUACUUGCCAUCCUGAAGGCGGGAUGUCAGUACGUCCCCAUCGAUGGUGGAGUCGCCUCAGACCAAGCCUUGCAACAUAUCUUUGAGGAUACAGAGGCUCGCUUUAUCUUAUGUUUGCCCAGAUACUGGGACAAAGUCAAGCAAUUCGCAUCCAGAACCGCUAUCGUGCUUGAGCUGGGCAUGGACACAGGAGCAUUCUAUUCUCCUCUUCGACCAGACGUCAAGGUUUCUUCCACUGAUGGCGUAUAUGCUAUGUACACAUCAGGUAAGUCUCCCACAGGUGUAGCACGGGGGGUACCGAAAGGCGUUGACGUCAAGCAUGGCACUAUGACCAAUGCACUGCUACUCGAACCAGGAAGGUUACGAAUCACUACUGGCUCGAGAGUUGCGCAGGUGCUGAGUAUUUCUUUUGCGAUGGGCGCAUGGGAGAUGCUUGGUUCGUUGGUCAAUGGAGGCACUCUAUACCUCAGAGGUUCCGACUGGAACGCCACAUUGACUCAAAUUGACACUCUCAUCUGCACGCCCUCAAUACUUUCCAAGUAUCAGCAGCAGGAUUAUCCAAAUAUCAAAACAGUCGUCGUUGCAGGAGAAGCGUGUUCACAGUCUCUCGCGGACGAUUGGGCCCAGGAUCGAUGCUUCUACAACCUACUCGGCUCUACCGAAGUGUUUCUCUUCUCUGCGCACCAACAUAUCAUCGGCGAGCCGUUGUCAAUCGGCCGACCGCUACCCAACACGAAAUGUUACAUUCUUGACGAAGCCGACGAGCCAGUUCCUGUUGGACAGAGAGGUACUCUCUGGGUGGGUGGUAAAGGAGUGUCAAGAGGAUAUAUCAAUCUUCCUCUCACAAGUGCUGAGAAGUUUCAACUCGACAAAUUCGCCGACGACGGAACGACCAUGUAUAACUUCGGCAACAUCGUGUGCUGGAGGGCCGAUGGAUCUCUGGACUCGUUCGGUCGAAUGGACGAUCAAGUUAAGAUCAAGGGCUUUCGCGUCGAGUUGGAAGGUGUCACGGCUGUUAUCGAACAGUUCGAAGGCAUUGCGCAAGCUACGUCGCUUGUCAUCGACGGAAUUCUUUACGCUUUCUACACAUUCUCAGCUCCCAUCGACGAGCAUGAACUACAGGCGUACUUGCGGAAGCACCUACCAUAUUACUCGGUACCUGAAAGAUGGUUUCAAGUUGAGGUCAUACCGUUGAACUCCAAUGGAAAGGUCGAUAAAUCACAACUGAAGGCUCUUGCAGCAGAAACCAGCAUACCGGCAAUCGAUGUUAAGCCCACCAAACCAGGUCAUCAGAGAGUGGAUUCAGCCUUCGACGACUUAGUUGCUGCCCGAGAAAUCGUGGUCCCUCUUCCUGUCAUCACACAGGAAACAUCGCGGACUUCAUUCCGGGAUGUCGAUCUUGAGAAGGGUGUUCGUUGUCACGUCAAGCACUUGAGUACCUCAACGGUAGGGACCAAUCCAGACGACACAUCCGCCCUGCUUCCAGAACCUAAAGGCUCUCCGACUGGCCACUGGCUUCGACAUCGUGGUUUGAUAGCUUACCGCUGGUUCCUGAUCCCAAUUGUUGCGGUAAACAUUGGAGUCGCAUGCUGGAUUCUCAACCGGGGCAUCAAGGACCAACAUUACCCGCUUUCUUACGUUGCUACAGCUACAGCAGCAAACCUCUGCGCCUCGAUUUCGAUACGCUCGGAACCAGUCAUCAAUCUUCUCUUCACAGUAUUCUCUUCGGUGCCUACCUGGACGCCGCUCGUGGUUCGGAGAAUCUGCGCGAACGUCUAUCAUAUCGGUGGCAUACAUGUCGGAUGUGCCAUUGCUGCGGUGAUCUGGUUCAUCAUUUUCGCUGUUGGAGUAAGCAUCGACCUCGUCAAGAGCACCAACACCCGAGCCAUUUCACUUGCACCAUCGAUCCUGACAUAUCUGAUCCUGUCGCUGCUUCUCUCGAUGACAGCGCUUUCUCAACCCACUCUUCGCAACAAGUACCACGACUCUUGGGAGAACUUACACCGUUUCGGAGGCUGGACGAUCCUCGGUCUUUACUGGGUACUUGUUGGGUUGUCAACGAAGGACCUAAGCCGUGGCUCGGGUAUGUCGAUUUCAGAGGCUUAUCUGCGCAAUCCUUCUAUUUGGCUCAUCGCGAUUGCGACUCUGGCGAUCAUCUUUCCCUGGCUUUUCCUGCGUCGUGUCCCAGUCCGAUCGGAAGUGCUCUCUUCCCACGCCGUCCGCUUACAUUUCGACUCUGAGGUAGCGCCUGGUCAGGGUGUCCGCCUUGCUGAGCGACCCCUUGGCGAUUGGCAUGGGUUCGCAACUAUUACCAAUGGUCUCGGCAAUAACCCCGACAGCACUGGGAAAGGGUACUCGGUCAUUGUCAGCCGAGCUGGCGACUUCACCGGCCGCUGUAUCGACAGUGCACCAACGCAUAUCUGGAGGCGUGGCAUCCCUACUUGUGGUGUCCUACGCAUUGCCACCCUCUUCAAGAGCGUGGUCGUGGUAGCCACCGGAUCUGGUAUUGGACCAUGUCUAUCCAUCUUCCCAUACCAACAAGUCGCCAUGCGCAUCCUCUGGACUGCCCCAAACCACAAGAAGACGUUUGGCCAAUCUAUCAUGGAUGACGUGCGCAGAAGAGACCCUAAUGCAGUUAUCUACAACACACGAGAGUCAGGCAAACCUGACAUGAGCCUACUGACAUACCGACUGUACAAAGAGAGCGGCGCUGAAGCGGUUCUGGUCAUCAGCAACAAGCGCUUCACGCAGCAGAUCGUGUUCGACAUGGAAAAGAGGGGAAUUCCGGCGUAUGGUGCGAUUUUUGAUUCUUAGACUUUUACGCUUGACAUGAUGAGCAUCCCGAGUAGGGAUGGAAACGAAAGCGUCGCUUUGAUUGAUAGAGAUGAUUCAUACGAUACACGAAUACAUGACAUGACGCUUCC
This is a messenger RNA of Boeremia exigua, 3215 nucleotides long. RefSeq lists its product as uncharacterized. The transcript has 5 exons. The record is from RefSeq and is a predicted model, not a curated record. Bases 1 to 3105 code for a protein of 1034 amino acids. NCBI's taxonomy places the organism in Eukaryota, Fungi, Ascomycota, Dothideomycetes, Pleosporales, Didymellaceae.